UGCUGCAUGGGAACCCAGGAGGAAGGCUUCCCCACGCAGGAAGUCGACCAGAGGGGAAGGAGGGAGUGCCAGGAGGAAGUGGAGCCUCAGUAGAAGCCCUCAUCCCUGGGCAAAGAAAAGAGAGGCUCCGUAGGGCCUGCAGGCUUCCCUGCCUAGCCCCGGUGCCCCCGUGGCUGGGGAUGGCCGUGGACAAAGCCCCCGUGGCCGGGCCCUAGUGCUGCAGGCUGAUGCCCCUCUGGGCUCGGCCCAGGCCACUGACCCUCCGCCCCGCCUGAGGUCAAGGGCAGCAUGGCCUCGGGAGCGGGCCCGGCCUUCGAAGAGCUGCCCCACGACGGCACGUGCGACGCCUGCGAGCCGGACGAGGCCGAGAGGGCUGUGCAGCUCUGUGACAGCUGCGGCUUCUGCUACUGCCAGCCCCACGCCCGCGAGCACCGCCAGAGGUACCGCAGCCACCGGCUGUGGGACUACGGGGGCCCCGACGGGCAUCCCGGGGAGCCGGAGAAGCUGGAGAGGAAGAAGUGCUCCGAGCACGACCAGGAGCUGAGCCUGUACUGCAAGGAGGACGAGCAGCUCAUCUGCACGCUGUGCGCCGUGGCCGGCUCCCACCAGCAGCACGCCCUCAGCACCUUGGACGAAGCCUACGAGACCAUGAGGAACAGAGAACCAGUGGAUCUGAAGGUGGCCAUGCUGGAGAUGGUGGAGAGGCUAAAAUUCAAGUGUGGGGACCCCAGAGUCAGCCGGAGCGAGAUGAAGGUCUGUAUCCAGCAGGAAUUCGACAAGGUUCGGCAGCAGGUCUGUGAGGAGGAGCGGAAGGCCCUUCACCUGGUGGACCUCCAGGAAGCUGUGGCCACAGCCCACGUGACGGAGGUCCUGGCUGAAAUCCACGUCCACAUGGAAAAGUUGAUGGCGGAGAUGGCUGAGAUCAGACACCAGCUUGAUGCCUUCAAUGAGUUGGCUUCGAUGAAACCAGAGAUCAGAGAUGAAGAAUUCAGACUCAAUCCUUUCCCGGCCAUCCCUCCAAACCAUGGGUCUCAUAGAUAUGACAACGAUGACCCUUCAUCAGCCAACGGGCCCUUCUGAGAGGCAGAAGCCAUCGAUUUGCUGGAUGGAGGAGAGCUUUGUCAGGAAAAUCCCUCAUUAACCAGCCCCCUAAGCAGGAAAACAUACAGGAGAAGAGAAAAAAACAAUGAAUGCUUAAUUGUUUGUGGCAGCAGCAACACAAAGUCCUCAGUUCUUCAUAUGUAUGUGAAUACGUGUGUUUUCACCCUCCUACUUCUCCACGAACUUCUCAACAAGAGCUGUAUCCCCAGCCCCCAGAUUUGUGACCUGCCCCUAGACAUGCAUCUCUCCCAGGGCUGUGGCCUUCUGUCUGUCUCGUGUCCCUCGGUUCUGUCGUGGUGGGCUUCAGGAGCAGUUCUAUGCCAGGGCCAGGGUAGAAGGGUCCUUUGUGAAAUCUCCCGGAAGCAAGUUUGCACUGACUCAGGGAAGGCUGUUCUCUAGAAGAACCCAGUAGUAUCCAGAGGUAUCAGGGUUGGGCAGGGUGGGCUCUUUUGCCCCUACCCACCACCACCACCAACAACAACAACAACAAAAAAAAAAAACCACUUUGGUUCCAUUACAUCAUGACAAAGUUGGACCCAGUAAUGGAGCUCUUGUGUUGAAUUGAUGUUCUUCCAAAAGUCUAACCCUGGUGUUUUGAGAAGAUGUGGCCAUUAAUUAAGAUGGAUGCCUUUGCAAUGAAGGAAAGAAAUAGCCAUGUGAGACUGAAAGAUACCCAGGUAUUUUUUCAAUGAUGGGGUUGCCCAGGACUUCAGUUUCUUAAUUCAGUGCUGAGAGAUUAACCCUUGACUUUGGUGAAAGUUUGCUUCAGUUAAUUGGCACACUGAUUGCCCGAGUCUUCAAGGUCACCUCUCAAAGGUUCCUAGAACCAUGUUGUCAGAGCUUGGUUUCUCUUUGGGAAUUUUGUAGAUUCCCAUGUUACUCACAACACAUUAAAAGGCCAGGAUAGUCAUGAAAAUGAAGUGGUAGCUUUGGUAUGGGUUUCUGCUCUUCUUGUUCUUGUUUCAAAAUGGAGUGAGAUCCUUGUAUCUAAGUGAUAUGUUGAGUUGAUCUUCAACACAUGUUUAAGGUUUUCUAACAUCUCCUAACUCCUAGAAGAUAACCAUCCUUUAUAGCCCUCUAUAACUAGAAACCUCUAAGUUAUUUCCAGCACCCUAGCUUUUUUCAACUAAUGGAGAAUCACAGACAACCAGAGAAGGAUUAGAGGGUUUUUUUUCUCUAACCUUGUCUGCAAGUUCACCUUCCUUUGGAAGCUCUGGUCUUUGGGAUACAGCACCACCAAGUCUCCUUCUGACUCCUCUAAGUCAGAACCAAAGAAAAAAGCCUGAUCCCUGAGGAUGGAAACCCAACAAGGCCUACUUGACGGCUGCCCACAUCAUGACACCUACAGCUCAGUGAUUUUCUGCUCCGGAGGGGUGGAUUGGGAGGCUUCAGUGUGUGGGUGGGCAAUGGUUUGCUGCAACUGGUCCCCAGAGAUGAAAAUGGAACUGGUUUUCUCUUGGAAUUCCAAUUUUUGCUGUUGAA
Messenger RNA from Vombatus ursinus (common wombat), 2583 nucleotides. It is a transcript of the gene TRIM44, whose product is annotated as tripartite motif containing 44. The coding region runs from base 289 to 1080 and encodes 263 amino acids. NCBI's taxonomy places the organism in Eukaryota, Metazoa, Chordata, Mammalia, Diprotodontia, Vombatidae. The transcript has 6 exons. The record is from RefSeq and is a predicted model, not a curated record. Gene Ontology annotation, molecular function: zinc ion binding.